UCUGGCGUGUAUGGUUAUCCUCUUAUGCCAUGUACCAAGGUGAUUCUUGAGGCAACAAAAGAGUACUUUGAAGAAAAUCCUCAAUCACACGUUCAGAAAGUGUAUUUUCUAAGUAUUGACAUGAAAGUUUGUCAGGGAUUUGAAGCAGGCAUGGAAACAGUUUUUAAUAUCGACCAUAGUGCCAAAGAUGUCAUGCUUGAUGAAAGUGAUUCCGAUCAUGACUUUAUAGACCUCACAGAAACUGAUGACAUGCCAACUAGCAGUAACCCAGGGUUGAAGAUAAAUAAUGAUGUUAUAACUACAAAAGAAGGUUUUGAUAUAAGGCUGAUAAAGGGCAAGAUUGAAGAUUCUAAGGUUGAUGUUAUUGUUAACACAACAUCAGGAGAUCUGAACUUAAAUUCUGGAAAUGUUUCUAAAGCUCUCCUUAGAGCAGCCGGUAGACAACUUCAACAGGAAUGUGAUGCCGCUAAGGCUAACACAGGAAAAAUUCCUCUGAAAGGGUUUGUAGGGACAGGUCCUGCUGCCUUGAAGUGUCAGAAAGUUUUUCACACGUCGUCAACAAAUUAUAUUGGACAAGAAUCAAUUCAGGUGUGUUUCUAGGUGUUGUUAUGAAUGAGUAAAAUUAAUUAUUGUUUAAAUGCAUCCAUAUUGUUAUUUAUCCCCUAUUAAGGAGCCACAUU
Messenger RNA from Anneissia japonica, 680 nucleotides. Its product is annotated as protein mono-ADP-ribosyltransferase PARP14-like. Gene Ontology annotation, biological process: negative regulation of gene expression. Gene Ontology annotation, cellular component: nucleus; cytoplasm. The transcript has 2 exons. Bases 25 to 600 code for a protein of 191 amino acids. The record is from RefSeq and is a predicted model, not a curated record. Lineage: Eukaryota; Metazoa; Echinodermata; Crinoidea; Comatulida; Comatulidae. Gene Ontology annotation, molecular function: transcription corepressor activity.